Oikopleura dioica is the source of this 951-nucleotide messenger RNA. The record is from the annotation of a GenBank genome assembly. NCBI's taxonomy places the organism in Eukaryota, Metazoa, Chordata, Appendicularia, Copelata, Oikopleuridae.
AUGCUAAGGCCUAGUCUUUCCAGAAGAUGGCGAAUCGGCAACAUUCGAUUGACUAGUUCCGUCAGCGACCAAGGAGCGGAGCUGGCUGUCAGUAUUCCAAAGGGGACAAGAUUAUCAAAAGCGAUUCCACGUGUUUUGUCGAAUUUGGAAGAAAUCGACGGAAACAAAGUCAGACUUGGAAAAGACAUUUCUCAACGAGUCAUCGAAGAUAUUGAAUACGGAAUCGAGAAGAUUAAUAAAUCUGGCUCUGAAGCAAUGAAGGAAAACACGGUCCGCGAGAUGGAACUAUUGAUGAACUCGAUCGAGCGUCUCCAGUCGAACCAGUAUGCAGUCGAUUACGCACGAGACACGGACAUUCUCGUCGAGCGACAGAGAAAUUUCACUGAAAAUUUAAAAACGCCCACGAGAUUGAAUCUGACCUACCAGAGUUUCUAUGGCAUGUCGUUGAAGGAAUUCAACAGCUUAUCGCCAGAUGAACAGAAAAAUAUCACAAAGGCCUUUUUGGACAACGAACAGGAGUACAUCAACAGUGCGAGGGCCAUUUCUUUACAAAGGGGGCACAAGCGAAGUAAAUUUAUGCAGAUGAAACAAGCAAUAGACUCAUUUCGAGCACGCGAAAAGAGUAAAAAAGAUCUGAAAGCGAAAAUAAGAGCCGGUGAAUUCAGUCAAGCUACAGAGCUCCAGCGAGAAUACGUCGACUCAGAGCUUCAUUUGGAUCCGCCGACAGAAACAGUGGACACUUCCAUUCCCACAAUUUACAAAUCUGAUAGCGUUCGCGAUGCAAAGGGCAAGGAGUGGGACACCACAUCCACCGUCCGCCGUGCUGUUUACUAUUCUCUUUUCCUAGCGAUAAUGGGUUUAAUUUCUUCAAUUCUUUACCAAGAUUAUACUCGUCAAAGUGACGACGGGGGCUUUCAAGGCGUUUAUAUUAACAACAAGCGCGUUCUCUAA